Drosophila virilis is the source of this 775-nucleotide messenger RNA. It is a transcript of the gene mRpL12, whose product is annotated as mitochondrial ribosomal protein L12. Gene Ontology annotation, molecular function: mRNA binding; structural constituent of ribosome. Gene Ontology annotation, cellular component: mitochondrial large ribosomal subunit; ribosome. The record is from RefSeq and is a predicted model, not a curated record. Gene Ontology annotation, biological process: translation. Lineage: Eukaryota; Metazoa; Arthropoda; Insecta; Diptera; Drosophilidae.
AGAGUCUGGAGCACGAACAGCUGUGCGUCUAUUGCCCUUUUUCGGUAAACUUCCAUCACUAGUGCUCACAUAACCCUCUGCGGCAUUUGCCCAUUAGAAAAACACAACUGAACACAAAAUGCAAAUCACACGCCUUGUGCUGCGUCAACUUAGACGCCAAAUCCAUGUUCAACGUCAGUACAGUGCUGCUGCUCCGGCCGCAGCUGCAGCAGCUGAGAAACUCGUGCCACCCGUGCCGGAAGGUGUCGCCAAGCCACCCAACCCAAAGCUGGACAGUAUCGUCAACAAUAUAGCCGCGCUUAAUCUGCUCGAGGUGGCCGAACUGAGCACGCUGCUGAAACAAAAACUGAAUCUGCCAGAGACUGCAUUUGCGCCCCAGUUCGCUGCCGCCGGCCCCGCGCGUGCGGCUGCUGCCGAUGAUGAGGAGGAGGCGGCGCCCAAGAAAGUACAAACCUCGUUCAAGGUGAAGAUGAUCAAGUUCGAUGAGAAGCAAAAGGUGGCGCUAAUUAAGGAGGUGAAGAAUCUGCUCGAGGGCAUGAAUCUGGUGCAGGCCAAGAAGUUUGUGGAGAGUGCGCCGACCAUUGUCAAGGAGGACGUUACGAAAGAGGAAGCCGAGAAGCUGAAGGAGGCGUUGGCCAAGGCGGGCGCCAUCAUUGAAAUUGAAUAAGCUAACUUUUUACCACUAUUUGGCACUAAUAUCUAGAUGCUAGUUAUUUGUUGUAAUAAAAAACGUGACAGCACAUGCUGUAAACUUACCGGUAUGCCUUCUAAAAAA